This is a messenger RNA of Symbiodinium necroappetens, 2064 nucleotides long. The record is from the annotation of a GenBank genome assembly. Lineage: Eukaryota; Dinophyceae; Suessiales; Symbiodiniaceae.
AUGGGUGAUGAGGGCUCGGCUACUGCAACUAUGCUUAAGCAUGCGAAGCGACCCAAGCAAGAUGAUGAGCAUGAUGACUUCAUGCAGAUCUGGGGGAUGAAUUCGUUAGCCUCAACCUCAUCCGGCGCCGGGUCAUCUCGGGGCAACAAGGAAAAGGACGAGACUGAGUCCAAACCGAAGAAGAUUAGAAUGCAUUCUUCAUCUACGUCUACGAAAGCUCAGGCUUCGAGUCUCUCCGAUGGGCAGUUGCGCAGCGAGACAUCUUCCAAUGCCGAGGGUGUUGGCUUUGGACAGGCAGCAUCCUGGCUGUUUGGAUUGAAGUCCGCCAAGGGGAAGGGGGCUGGGAAGUCUGGUCAGAAGGAGAAUAAAGAGCUGGAUGCCACCGAGAAGGUUUUGCAGCAGCACGACAAUUUCAAGAACAUCCUGGCUCAGGAGAACUCCUUCAUGAGCUUGACCUUCCAAAAGAUCAACGGCCAUUCCGAGAAGCUCUCUGCCCGGAACACCCUGGACCUUCAGAAAACUUAUCGUGACCUUUCCAACGGGCAGACGGAUGGGCGAGCCUGCGAAAUCAUGAAAAGGUUGGCCAAAGCUUUGGCAGAGAUCGAACCUAUGUCCCAGUUUGUCUGUGCUUUCAAAGAUCAGGAGGCGACAGCAGAGACGAUGCUUGAGGGGCUGACAGAAGCCAGAAAGGCUGGGUUGGUCAUUCCGGCUGCUGCAGACAAACUCUGCAUGGCUCGCAUGCUACUUCAGAAAGGCAAGGCCGGGAUGCACGAAGAGUUUUUGCUGCUGGUGGAGUCUGCCGACCUCCGCGACUUGUUCAAGGACGACGUGGACAGCUUGAAGGAAUUCCAGUUCGUCUCAGUGAAAUCCGUGAUCACAAAAAUCUUGAACGAAGAGCUCGAGGCACCUGGAUUUCAGAGUUCCAAUCCUGGUGAAACCGUCUCCGCCGAGCAGAAGCAGCAGAGGGAGGCGAAACGACGAGACGCUAUCCAGCAGUUGGCUCUGGAUCGCACGAAGCAACUCCUGGAUUUCAUCUCCGGGUUCCGGCAAAGCAAGACCUUUGACGACUGGGUCGAGAAUCACAAGGAUAAUGUGCAGCUGAUGCAGUGGCUGGACGACGUGAACAAGCUGCAUAUUUUGACUGUGAGUGUACUUCAGCAGGAGGAAGAGGCACUUACCGGGGAGAAGUUGGAAGAAUUGAAGAAUGCCCGGAAUCAUCUCCUGAGCAAGAAGAGUAGCCUUGUCGAGUCGAUGACAUUGUGGCCACUGGGCCAAUUCAUCCAACAGGCGGCGAACUCUCGGAUGGAAAGCUUCCUACGUGACCAGAGUUUGAAGGCGGAGGUGCAGCAGUGCAUUCAGCUCAGCAGUCAGUUGAAGACAUUCACUUGCGACACCAUGUUCAAGCCAGAUUCCCUCGAGAUUGCCGUUCCCGGGUUGAACAAAGUCGUGGAGAUGGUCUCCAAGUUCAACAUGGCCGAGCAGCUCGGUUCUAAGAGGUUCUUGCAAGAGCACCAGGACCAGCUCAAGAUCAUCGGUGUCAAGAUCACUGAGCUGCAGAAUGCGAUGCUCAGUGCUUGUGUGCACAAGUUUCGCAGGAGUGUUGGCGAAGGACUCCGUCCCUUGUUAGAGACCCUCUUGGGAGGUCAGAUCGAUGCCGACUCCACUGCUCGUUUGGUGGAGUUUGUGAACGAGGCAAAGAAUUUCAACCCCGUGCAGACCAGUAUGCUCAACAAGUGUUUGGGAGCUUCGGCAUCCCCCAUCCAGGAUGCAGUGCAGGAGACACGGACAUUUUGGACCCGUUUCUCGUCGGUGACCUCGGCUGUUGUGGGCCUGAUGAAUGCAGAGACGGUUAAUUGUGUCGUGCAAAGGUUGCUUUCGUCAGAUCUGCUUGCACUCAUGGAGGUUUACAACGAUCCCUCCAAGAUUGAACUCCUGCAAAAGCUCUGUGUGGAUUUGUGGCCUCAGAUGUCGCAGAUCGGCGACACUAUCCGACGUAGUGCAAUGCAUCUGAGAAGCAGUUGGGAUGGCGGUUUCAGAAGUUCAGAAUUCCAUACUGUUGCUUAG